GCUGCUAAGGAGACCCCACCUAGAUUUUAUACAGUACUGCUUCAAUUCAUUGAGUAUAUCUUGUGAAUACUCACUCAUGAGCGAUACAUAUACAUGUUUGUAUAUCACUCUAAUUAGCUAAUGGCUGCGAUGGAAAACUUAAGGCAAAAAUUAGCUAUGUCUGUCAAAAGCAUCCAAUGGAGCUAUGCUAUCUUCUGGUCAUUUUCUGCAACUGAACCUCCAGGGGUUUUGACUUGGUGUGAUGGGUACUACAAUGGAGAUAUUAAGACAAGGAAAACAGUUGUUCAAGCAGAGGAAAUGAUUGACGAUGACGAUGAUGAUGAUGAUGUAGGAUUUCAAAGAACCGAUCAAUUAAGACAACUUUUUGAAUCACUUUCAGCAGCUGCUGAAAUUACAAGCCACUAUGAACCACAAACAAGAAGGCCCUCAGCUGCAUUAUCUCCUGAAGAUCUUACGGACGCUGAGUGGUAUUUCUUGGUUUGCAUGACAUUUGAGUUCAAUAUUGGUCAAGGAUUGCCAGGAAGCACAAUGGAAAAGAAUACAACUAGGUGGUUGUCCAAUGCUCACUUUGCAGAUAGCAAAGUCUUCAGUCGCUCUCUUCUCGCAAAAAGCGCAUCAAUACAGACUGUCGUAUGCUUGCCAUAUUUAGAAGGAGUACUCGAGUUUGGUAUAACUGAGAAGGUAUUAGAAGAUCAGAACAUCAUUAAACAGAUUAAAGCUCUUGUCUUUGAUUCUCCGCCACAAAAAGCUCUUGAAAUCCCUCUAGAAAGUUGUUCUGGCAUGCUUCAUCAUGAUAUUAUUGACAAUGAAUUUGACAAUAUGCUUGAAUAUAAUCAAAACCUAUAUAAAAAGCCUCGUCAUUCCCCAAAAAACAGUUUCAGAGGGUUUCAAUCUCAAGAACAGAGUUGGCAGUUUGUAGAUGAUGAAGAAGGAGAGGUUAGUUGUUACCAUAAUAAUUCCAUGGGUUCAAGUGAUUGUAUAUCUCAAAACUUAGCCAGUGGUUCGGGUGAUCAUUGGAGCGAUGAUGAUAGUCGAUAUCAGUGUGUUCUUUCCAAGAUAUUCAAGAACACCCAGAGAUUGAUUUUUAGACCUCAUUUUAGAAAAUGUGAUAUAAAGGAAUCGGCUUUCAUUAGCUGGAAACAACAUGAUGGAAUGGAAUGUAAGGGAAGUUCUUCACAGAUGUUAUUGAAGAGCAUACUUUAUGAAGUCCCGAAAAUGCACGAGAAACACUUGGUCCAGACUUGUUAUGAGAACGAAAAUAUUGAUCGGAUGUGGACACUUGGGGCUGAUGAUGUGAAGAAUAUCAACCAUAGGUUUUCGGUUCUAAGCUCCCUGGUCCCUUCUAGAGGCAAGGUUGACAAGGUGUCACUACUUGAUGAUACUAUUGAUUACUUAAAAACUCUUGAGAAAAAGGUGGAAGUGUUACAAUCCUACAAGAGAUCUAAUGACAUUCGAGAAAGAACCUCUGAUAACUAUGCCAACAAAAGAAAAGCUUUGUGCGAUCUUGAACAUUUACAAGAAGAAUGUUCAUCGGAUUGUAUUACUAUUAGUACAAUAGAAAAGGAUGUUACAAUUGAGGUACGGUGUCGAUGGCGAGAGAAUAUGAUGGUACAAGUGUUCGACGCAAUGAGAAGCCUAAACUUGGAAUCUCACUCGGUUCAAUCUUCUACAGUUGAUGGGAUACUCACAUUAAGCAUUGAAACUAAGCUAAAGAAUUGUACACCAUCGACAGCAAAGAUGAUCAGGCAGGCACUUCAGAGAGUAAUUGGCAGGUAUUGAAUAGAGUUCAUGGAGUUAUUGGUAGUCUUAUUAUAGGUCGAUAUAUAUUCGUCUAGAUUGAUUAAUACGAGUAAUUGUUUGGAACAUACAGUGUAUUGAUAUUUAUAUCAUACAAACAUCUCUUCUAGUCUUC
Molecule: messenger RNA, 1912 nt
Organism: Erigeron canadensis
Lineage: Eukaryota; Viridiplantae; Streptophyta; Magnoliopsida; Asterales; Asteraceae
Product: transcription factor EGL1
Exons: 9
Coding region: 121-1779 (552 amino acids)
Molecular function (GO): protein dimerization activity
Source: RefSeq, a predicted model, not a curated record